ACUGCUGCCUCGAGUUCUCAGUAAUAUAAUCAGCCUGAGAUAUUCGUAGUGAUUGUUCAGUUCCCUUUACACCCCUUCCUUGACCGACAUGUCGACAGACGUCCCGUCGCCUGAAACUCCCUCGUCAUUUGACGUUCCACCUUCAGUUCAUGCGCCAUCGCCAUUUGAUCAUCCAAAGGCAGAUAUCAUAUUACGUUCUUCAGACAACGUCGACUUUCGUGUCUUCAAACUAUUCCUUUCCCUCGCAUCGCCUUUCUUUGAAGCGAUGUUUGAGCUCCCACAGCCCUCACCAGAAAGCAGUGGAGAUGAGGUCAAGGAUGGUUUAGCUGUCAUUUCGGUGACUGAGGAUAGCAGCACCUUGAAUACAUUCCUCAGAUUCUGUUACCCGUCGACUUUGGCGGAGGACCCCAACUUGGAAGAGCUGACGGAUGUGGUGAAGGUAUUGGAUGCUGCGAGGAAAUACUCGUUGGAGUUGAUUGAGAAGAAAGUAGGACAUGCUUUGGGCAGUCCAGCUGUUCUGGAGAAGGAGCCAUUUCGUGCCUUUGCCAUUGCUUGCCACUCCAAAUUGGAGAACGAGACGAGGAUUGCCGCUAAAUCCACGCUGCAUUACUCUCUUAUCCCCCCGGUGAUUAAGGAAUUGGAUCUGAUCACAGGUCGUUGACCUGGAUUGAUAAUCACUAUGGGAAUACGGGUUGCACAUGGCUAACAAGUGGUCAAGAUGCUUAUGGGUACAACCGUUGCAAUUGCUCACGUAGCAGCAAGUACAGGAUCCAACAAAGUUACACUCCUCCAGAUUGGUGGGCCGAAUAUAUGGACACAACUUGGGCCUCCUUGCGGGAUAAACCAUGUGGCGCGACAGUUUUGGGAGGUUUAGAUGCAGCAGUCAGCAAAGCUAGGGAUAGAUGCUCGCACUGUGGCCAGAAUGUUU
Serpula lacrymans var. lacrymans S7.9 is the source of this 928-nucleotide messenger RNA. RefSeq lists its product as uncharacterized. NCBI's taxonomy places the organism in Eukaryota, Fungi, Basidiomycota, Agaricomycetes, Boletales, Serpulaceae. Bases 89 to 661 code for a protein of 190 amino acids. The transcript has 2 exons. Gene Ontology annotation, molecular function: protein binding. The record is from RefSeq and is a predicted model, not a curated record.